Molecule: messenger RNA, 1727 nt
Organism: Dendrobium catenatum
Lineage: Eukaryota; Viridiplantae; Streptophyta; Magnoliopsida; Asparagales; Orchidaceae
Product: ribulose-1,5 bisphosphate carboxylase/oxygenase large subunit N-methyltransferase, chloroplastic
Exons: 12
Coding region: 16-1515 (499 amino acids)
Biological process (GO): peptidyl-lysine monomethylation
Cellular component (GO): chloroplast
Molecular function (GO): protein binding; protein-lysine N-methyltransferase activity; [ribulose-bisphosphate carboxylase]-lysine N-methyltransferase activity
Source: RefSeq, a predicted model, not a curated record
UUCACCUCGCUUGCCAUGGCGGAAGUCUCGAGUGCUUUCUGCACUUCAUUCCUACCAAAAUUCCCUAAACUCCCCGUCCUACCGAACAUACAUGGCUUCGCUGCCUCGGGCCGUGCUUCCCACCGUCUCACUCGCUGCUCGAUCUCUGCCGAGCCGAUGCCCUCGGGAACCAGCAGCUCGACCAUUCCGUGGGGCUGCGAGAUCGAGUCUCUCGAAAGUGCUUUCGCGCUGCAGCGGUGGCUCUCGGAGUCGGGACUUCCUCCCCAGAAGAUGGACAUCCGGCGAGUUGACGUUGGCGAGCGUGGACUCGUCGCCCUCAAGAGCAUCAGGAAGGGGGAGAAGCUCCUCUUUGUCCCCCCUUCCCUCGUAAUCACGGCAGAUUCGGAGUGGACAAAUACAGAAGCAGGUUAUGUGAUGCGGAAUAAUUCUGUUCCUGAUUGGCCUUUGCUUGCCACCUACUUGAUCAGUGAAGCUAGUCUUAGAGAUUCUUCAAGAUGGAGUAUAUACAUUUCGGCCUUGCCUAGGCAGCCUUACUCACUGUUGUACUGGACACGUGCUGAACUUGAUAUGUAUUUGGUAGCUUCACAGAUUAGGAUCAGAGCAAUUGAACGGGAUUCUGAUGUAACGGGAGUAUUUAAUGAUUUAAGGGCCAGGAUAUUUUCGAAGCACCCAACGGUAUUUCCUGAAGAGGUAUUUAACCUGGACACAUUCAAAUGGUCCUUUGGCAUUCUGUUCUCUCGUCUAGUACGUUUAUCGGCUAUGGAUGGAAAAGUUGCCUUAGUUCCUUGGGCAGAUAUGCUUAACCACAAUUCAGAGGUAGAAACAUUCUUGGACUAUGAUAAAUCAUCAAGAGGAAUAGUUUUUUCCACUGAUCGAGUUUAUCAAUCUGGUGAACAGGUGUUUAUUUCUUAUGGCAAAAAGUCCAAUGGAGAAUUGUUGCUUUCAUAUGGGUUUGUUCCAAAAGAGGGCACAAACCCAAACGAUUCAGUUGAAUUGUCCUUAUGUCUUAAGAAGGAUGACAAAUGCUACAAUGAGAAAGUGGUCGCCUUGAGGAAACAUGGUCUCUCCACGCCUCAGCAGUUUCCUAUGCAGAUCACUGGCUGGUCCCUGGAAAUGAUGGCGUAUGCUUACCUUGUUGUUAGCUCCUCUGAUAUGAGGCAACGAUUUGAUGAGAUGGCUGCUUGUGCGGCCGGCAAAACCAAGUCAAGAAUGGAAAUCAAUUAUCCUGAACUUGAAGAGCAAACUCUACAAUUUAUAUUGGACUGCUGUGAAUCCAGCAUAUCGAAAUACUCCAAAUUCUUAGAGGGUGGUAGUCCUCCUGAUCCUAUAACAACAAAUGCACAAGAAGCAAAUAGAAGACUACUAUUGAAACAGCUUGCAGUAGCUCUGUGCACGAGUGAACGCAGAAUACUGUUUCGUGCACAGUAUAUACUCAGGAGAAGGUUGCGGGACAUUAGAAGUGGAGAGUUAAGAGCUCUUACGAUUUUCAAUGGAUUCAGGAAACUCUUCAAGUAAAUUUCAUAGUUUAAGGAUUGCAUCGUAUGAUCUUCAAUAGUAUUUACCAUAAAUAAUUGAAGGAUUUUUUUAGCUGUGGAGAGUCUUUGAAAAUGAGCUUGACAUCUUAGUUUGUUUCAAAUUUGCUUCUGAAAACAGGAUAGAUGAUUUUUUUGUUUACCUGUAUGAAUAGUUAUUUAGAAAUGGUGUGAAGCUAGCUAUUUUCUUAUAAA